AUGGACGUUGAUUCCAUUGGAGAAGAUUUAGACCCAUAUGUCAUUGCCGCGAGGCAGUGCAUUGAGGAACAACAAGCCUCACUCGCCUUGGCAAAUACAAAUGCUCCCAGACUUGAAGACAACUCAGGCUCAAUGACACCGACAUUCUCAUCCGAUUUAUUCAAUGCAGGUACUGCCCCAAUUAUAUUCACCACAGACCGCGGAAAGGAGCUCUUGAAUAUGAGGAACUUGUCGCCAGAGUCAGUAACUCAGGCCGAGGAAUUCUUGAGGGCUUACAUGUGUAUGGAGUGUCUGGAUACAGUAGAGAAUAUGUUUCAGCUGUAUUUGAAUGUUCUCCAGAAUCAGGACAUGUUGCGCAUCAUGUUUAAGGACAGCGCGCUGAAAUACAAACCAACAGAAGAUGUCAAGAAGACGGCCAUAGAUUAUGCAAACCUGUUCCUGUGCUCUCCGACAGUUUUUGCCUAUAAGCAUGACUCGUUACCUCAAAAAAUUGUUGAUACUAUGCGUGAAAUGAAGAUUUCGGACUUACCACCAGCACACGAAACUGGGCACUGUAAAGUUAUUUCAGCUGAAUGCGGAGGAGCAUUGAUUCAUGGCCGGCAUGCUAUCAAGGAAAAGUGCGAGUAUUGGUCCAAAGACUGA
This is a messenger RNA of Lentinula edodes (shiitake mushroom), 642 nucleotides long. RefSeq lists its product as uncharacterized. NCBI's taxonomy places the organism in Eukaryota, Fungi, Basidiomycota, Agaricomycetes, Agaricales, Omphalotaceae. The transcript is spliced from 6 exons. The coding region runs from base 1 to 642 and encodes 213 amino acids. The record is from RefSeq and is a predicted model, not a curated record.